UACACACGCGCCUGUUACGCGGGAGUGUGAGCCACGUUAUCGUUAGUUUAUCUAAAAGGAAGAGGUGCCUCGGCACACCUAGUUUUCGACCGGUCAGCGGCAAAAACGCCCGAUUUUCGUUGCGGAUCGCGUUGAACUCCCCAAAGGCUUUCGGCAUUUUUGAUACCCAGUUGAGCAAAGGAUGAGGGCUGUGUACCUCGUGUUUCUGUUCCUCGGUGCUGUCGCAGCCCAAAAAAAAUACAAACUUUGCGCUACUUCAGCUAUCAAUCCAGUCACUUGUGUUUCACUCGGAAGAGGCGAAAAUCAAGUAUCAUGCGAUACAGUGGUGGACAGCUCGGAGUGUGCGAUAAAAUUAAACCGCGGAGAGGUUGAUUUCGGGAUGUUCACUGCGGAGGAAGCUUUGCUUGCUUAUAACUUUUAUCCAUCAGACUCGCAAGUUAUUGCCCAGUUGAAGCACCCGGAAAGAGUUGAUGAAACCCACGAGUUCAAAGCUGUAGCUGUUGUUCCGAGCACCUUUACUGAGGGGAAGUUAGAUGAUCUGAAACAAGGCGGUUUCUGCCACCCGGGCUUUAGCAAGACACAACUAUGGAACGACAAUAUCCUCAAGUGGUUCGAGAAAAAGAUUUACAAUCAGACCUGCGACUCAAGCCUAACAACUGCUGAGAAUGAAGCUGUAAACCUGAGGAAUUACUUUGGAAAAGCUUGUAGACCGGGAAAUUGGGUUUCAGAGGCAUCGCACGACGUAGCAUUGAAACAAAAAUAUCCAGAGCUCUGCGCAGCUUGCGACAACACGACUACUUGUCAAUACAAUAAUACCGAUGCACAUGGACAUAUUGAUGCGCUGAAAUGUUUAGUUGGAGGCAAAGGAAAGGUGGCUUACGUUGCCUUGAGUUAUGUCCAGCAAUACUUUGGCAUCAACAAUCCCGUUCCGAACAUUGAUGUGAACACCAAUACUUCGAUCUGGAAUUCGUAUCGAUUUUUAUGCCCGAACGGUAGCCUGGAGCAAUUGAACUCUACAAAUCCUUGCAGCUGGCUGAAGCAGCCUUGGAAGAUGAUUUUGGCCAGGAACGAGAUCGCAGCCGAGCUCCAGGAGAAGCUAAAGGUUUGGCUAGCAACGGAUUCAUCUGUACAAGACUGGACUACGGCUUUGAAAUCAAUUCUUCAGAAAGACACUGCGGUUGAAUAUUUACCCGAACUCAAAAGCCUGUCAGCAUACCUUUCGGACGGAAGAGAACUUGCAACUACAACAACAACAACAAGUUGCGGUAGUAACAUUCGCUGGUGCACAAUAAACACCGAGGAAACAAACAAAUGCAAUUGGAUAGCAAAAGCAGCUUCUACUCAUGGUAUCCAACCAGACGUAUCCUGCAAAGCGGAAAAUUCUACUUUUGAAUGCCUCCGUAGCAUAGCAAGCGACAGCGCUGAUAUCAUCACGAUAGAUUCACACUAUGGUCAUUUCGCGAGACAGGUUUUCAACUUGUCAUCGGUCAUGUACACCGAGACGGAUGACGACAGGAACAGCGUUGUGAUAGCCGUGGUUCGGGAAGGUACAACUUACAACGUAUCAAGUUUUGCUACGUUGAAGUCCCGCUCGGCUUGCUUUCCGGAGUUCGGAGGUAUCGCUUGGCUCAGUUUUGUGAACGCUGCUCGUUUGAACAAUGUCAUAUCAAACUCCUGCGACGUGGUAACAGAAGUGACAAACCUUCUAUCCGGCGCUUGUGCACCGGGAUUCGGUGAUGGAAAUCAUCAGAACAGCACCACCGGAACCACAUCGUCAAAACUAUGCUCUGUUUGCCCGGUCGAAGCCAACAACGCAUCCUGUUCAGCAAACCCUAGCAAUAUUUAUUACGGCGACAAAGGGGCUCUUGAAUGCCUGAAGAGCGGUGCCGGCGACGUAGCUUUUAUAGAGUACUUGAACUUGCGCGAUGACAUUACAGCCGGAGUUAUAAAUGCGUCGCAAUACCGAGUGUUGUGCAAAAACGGUAGCUUGGCUUUGUACACAGGGUUUCAGGUUGACGAACAGUGCGCGCUUUCCAUUACCAUCGAUAGUGAGGUGAUGGGACGAAAGAGCGCAUCUGCGAUAAAUACAACGAAUACCGUUUUGGCGCUGCUGAAAAUUGAGGAUUGGCUGGGAUAUCGUGUAGAAACACUGAGACCGAUUGACGUUUACGGUCCGUUCAAUGGUACAAAGAAUCUUCUAUUCAAGGAUUCAACAACUGGCCUCGAAACCACGAACUCAACGCGCAAAGCAGCCCUGGCGUACAAAGAGCUUUUCGCUCAUUACGAGAGCUGUAUUACCUCCGGAAGCAUGACUGUACUAGCCAGCUUCAGCACGAUUCUGCUAUUAUUCUUGGCUCAUUAUUUGUAAAAAGAUUAACAGAGUUUAAUUAUUUAUGUAUUAUUAUAAACUUGUAAGUAUAAUAGGUGAGAUCAAUAAUACCUAUUAUUAUAUUAUCAUUAUGUGUUCCGUUUGCUACAUAGUAUUGUGUAAUUUCUAUAUAAUACUUAAGUUUAGAAUUACAUUUUCUAAGAAUAAAAUAAUAAAAAGCUGGUAACUAUAAAAUAACAAUGACUUAUGAGGUCUGUUUGAAUAAUCUAACUUUUGUUUAUCACUCUUAAUUCAUGUGUUCAACAGUUAAGCUCGCGGAAAAUUUUCACCGUCUCAAUCAAAAUGAACAAUAAAUACGUCAAAGCUGAGAUCACUCGUUUUACAUACUCACACGGCACCACAAAAUGAAAUGUAAGUGAACGCCUAUAGUGCAAACAAUACUACGUUGAAAAAUACCGAGAAAUACGUUAUAGCUGUGUAGCGUUCAAUCAUAAUAAACCGCACGCUGAUAAUGAAGCGAGAAAA
Messenger RNA from Diprion similis, 2854 nucleotides. RefSeq names its product transferrin-like. Gene Ontology annotation, cellular component: recycling endosome; plasma membrane; early endosome. Lineage: Eukaryota; Metazoa; Arthropoda; Insecta; Hymenoptera; Diprionidae. The record is from RefSeq and is a predicted model, not a curated record. Bases 182 to 2368 code for a protein of 728 amino acids. The transcript has 9 exons. Gene Ontology annotation, biological process: iron ion transport.